AUGCCAAACUUCGAGCAGCAAACCUCAUUCUCAAGAAAGUCAAGGAGCUCAUUAUCAAUAUCUUCUACAUCUGGAUCAAUGCCUUCAACUUAUGCGCUUCGUAAUCCUAUUUAUAACACUGACAUGAAAAAUAUUUUAGUGUUAGAACAAGGGUUGGUCAUCCCAAAACAACAAAAUGCCAAGGCCAGUGGGCGAAAAGUCUUGGAUAAAUCGUUUUUCAAGGGUUUAUUACUUCAGAAGAAAACGGAGCUUCAAAAUGAGAUUGACAAACUUGUGAAAGAUAUUUACCAUUUCAGUCAAGAGCUGUCGUCAAAACCGUUUUACCAAAAGGAAGCAGAGACUUUAGCGAAAGAAAUUCAAGAACUUCGAUUUAAAUUUUCGAUUUAUAAUAUAGUAGAUGAUAUAACAACAACGGAAAUCGAAAUGGUUGAUGCGGAAAAGGAACUUGAUAUUCUAAGAGCUCAAAACUCCUUGAUGAUGAAAUCAAUUGAGAAACUAUUUAACUUGCAAAAAAAGAAAGAAUGCGUGGUAAAAGAAUUACUGUCAGGCAUAAAUGAAGAAUCAAAUAUUUCGGACAUUCUGAAACUUACGGCUAGUACGGAAAUGCAAAACAAAAUCUCAGACUUAAAGAAAAUUGAUAUGGAGCUUUCAUCACAGCUUGAAACUCAAAACGAAGAACUACAUCGAUUUGAAUCUGUAAGAGAAACUCUUGAACUUCAAUUAUCAAAGCUAGACCAAGUACAAGCUAAAGAGUUGCUAGUGAAACUGCAGAAAUUAAAGCAGAAAAAAGAAGAACAAUUAUUUUUGUUUAGAGACUUAUCUUCGGAAGAUUUGCUUGAAAAAGAAAAAGCCGAAAAUGAAGAUCUUCUCUUAUACAUUCUGAAAUGUACACGUAUUGUGAAUGGGAAUAUAUCAAGAAUGAAAAAUUACGUGCAAGAUCUCAAGAAAGAAGACUCAUUAAAUGCCGAACGGUGCAUCAACUACGAUAAACUCAAAAGUAAAGAAGAAAUAAUUGAUAACUUUUUAUCAAGUUUCGAUGAAAAUCGCAUACAGCUCAUGAAUACAAUCGAAUAUUUGCAACAAAAAAUAGUCAACCUUUCUUAUGUGACUGAGUCAGGUGUUCCAGAAAAAGAAAUAAGUUCAGAAGAGGACAUUUUGGUCAAAAAGCAAUAUGAAUUGUUGGGAAAGUUAAGUGCCUUAGAUUCUUUAGGAUCAAAAAUAUAUGAAGAACUGAAAAAUUUCAAUGAAGAGAUAUUCAAGCUUCAAACUAAAUGUGAAGCUCUGAAUGCUCUCUCCAAGGAUGACAUAUAUCGUGUGGCUCAAAUGAAAAUUAAAAAUUUGUUAAAAGAGAAAAAAGGUCUUCUAAAGAAAAAGCGUUGCAUGCUAUUCGUUGUUGAUGAACUUGAUAGGACAUUAAAGCAUUUGCAAAAAAAGUUAAAUGAAAAUCAAGUUCAUUUAGAGCUCCGCGAGUUAGAAAAUAAAUGGCAUAAAUUAGAGCAGGAAAACUUUGCAAUGAAAGAAUUUAUUGUUGCUAAAAGGGAAGAGAUGAAUUAUUUACCUGUUAAAGAAAAUGAUAUACCAGUUCGGAAGUUCAUCGUCAAAAGUGGCUACAAUCCCAACAACCGAACAUUUCCCACGUGA
Uloborus diversus is the source of this 1641-nucleotide messenger RNA. RefSeq names its product intraflagellar transport protein 74 homolog. The transcript has 3 exons. The record is from RefSeq and is a predicted model, not a curated record. Gene Ontology annotation, biological process: cilium assembly; intraciliary transport involved in cilium assembly. Gene Ontology annotation, cellular component: cilium; centrosome; intraciliary transport particle B. The coding region runs from base 1 to 1641 and encodes 546 amino acids. Gene Ontology annotation, molecular function: beta-tubulin binding. Lineage: Eukaryota; Metazoa; Arthropoda; Arachnida; Araneae; Uloboridae.